GACAUUUGCAUGCAUGUGUGUGUGUGUGUAUGAUUGUGUGUGGGUGUAGCAGUCGUCGCAGCAGCAGCAGCCCAGCUCCAUCGUGUGUGCUUUUGAACUUCGGAAUACGCUCGUAUCGUUUCGUAGCAUUGGAGUAACAGCAUUCGCCUACGCAGCAGCAGCAGCAGCAGCAACAACAACAAAACCAAAGGAAGCGGUUUAAAGAAUGCAUGGGCAUGCACAAAAGUACAAGACCGAGCGAGAGAGAAAGAGCGAGACUGCGAGAAAGAGAGCAAAGAAAUGCAAAUGCCAAAAAAAGCCAAAAGAAAUUUGAAAUAAGUGCAACGGGUUUUUAAUUGUAAUUCACAAGGCACAAGACGCAAUAAACAAGAACACAAAAUUUAUGCCAGUGAUCAAGCACAGCACCAGCACAGUGUAUGUAGAGAGAGGGACGAAGGAGAAGUAGAGAGAAAGAGAGAGAGAGAGAGAGAGCGCGCGCAUGCCAAAAACAGAUCACGUCCAUUUUAAAGCUAUCGUUGUUCCUUUGUUGUUUUUGUUGCGCGCCCCCGCCAAAGCCUAAACGUCGCCUUGUUCCUUUUGUUGUUGCGCUUGUGGACGUCGACAUCGUAAUAUGGAUUGUGGUGCUCUUGCCGCGCAGCAGCAGCAACAACAACAACUACUACUAAAACAGCAAUUACAACAACUACAAGAGCAGCAGCAGCAACAUUUACCACAACAACAACGCCUAUACAAUUGCCUUGAGGAAUCAGCAACAACAAAUAUUAAUCACUUAGCUAGCCAGGGGAUCAUCGUUGGCGCCGCUGCCAGCGACGGUUCACAGGCAGCAGCAGCAGCAGCUGGAGCUGCUCAGCAGCAGCAGAGUCCGCAGCACAAAUUGUUGUUGGCGGGCAGCGGAGGAGCGGGUGCGGCAGUUGUUGGAGCUGAGUGUGUAAACGGCGCCGGCGCCGUCAAGUUGCGCAAUCGAACGACAACGCCAGACGCUGCCAAGUCGCACGCCUCGUAUCGCAUCUCCAUGGCCAAUUUGGAGGAUACACAAGAGUCCGAACUGGAUCUGAUAUUGGGUGAGCUGAGCUUGCUCGAUGCACAGGUUAGCUAUCAACACCAGCAGCUGCAGCAGCAGCAGCAGCAACAGCAGCAGCGGCAGCCAACGCCAGUGGGUGGACUACCAACGCCACCGCCACCGCCGCCAUCAGCAAUGUACUCCAGUUCGUCGGCCGCCUCGUCGCGCACUCACUCGCGCACCAACAGCAGCAUCUCGGGCGAUGUGAGCACCACCUCGGGUUGCUUCAGCUCCGCGGGCUCCAGCUCUGAGCAAACUCAAACAGCGCCCAAUCUGGCACUGGGCUUGGGCAUAACACUGGGCGUGGUCAGCUCACGUGAGCCGCGCACUGAAUCGCCAGACAAUGAUUCCGCCUUCAGUGAUACGGUCUCGCUGCUGUCCAGUGAGUCAUCCGCCUCCUCGAAUACUUCAAGCCAACAGCAGCAGCAGCAGCAGCAAAAGUUGCUGCAACAGCAACAGCAAUUGCUACAGCAAUGUGCCGGCAAUGCGCUUGGCGGCGGCAGCUCCAAGGCGGCCAAGAUUCAGCUGGCGCUGCACAAGCUCGAAAGCGCCUCCAUAAGGCGACUCUUUGUCAAAGCUUUCACUGCAGAUGGCGCGUCCAAGUCGCUGCUGGUGGAUGAGCGCAUGGGCUGUGGUCAUGUGACGCGCCUGCUGGCGGACAAGAACCACGUGCAGAUGCAGCCACAUUGGGCGCUCAUCGAGCAUCUGGGCGAUAUGCAAAUGGAGCGUCUGUUUGAGGAUCACGAGCUGCUGGUGGACAAUUUGAUGACCUGGAACUCGGAUGCGGGCAAUCGUGUGCUGUUCCAGCAGCGCGCCGAUAAGCUGGCGCUCUUCGCCAAGCCGGAGCUGUAUUUGCCGGGACCACAGCUGAUGCCGGGCUAUCAGCACGACGAGCAGACGCGCCACAUGCUGCUCGAGGAGUUCUUCGAGACGCAGUCGCAGUCGCAGCUGCAGCUCGAUGGGCCGCUCUACAUGAAGGCCGAUGCCAAAAAGGGCUGGAAGCGCUACCACUUCGUACUGCGCGCCUCCGGUCUCUACUAUUUCCCCAAGGAGAAGACGAAGAAUACGCGCGAUCUCGCCUGCCUGACGCUCUUCAGCGGCCACAAUGUCUACACGGGCAUUGGGUGGCGCAAGAAAUGGAAAUCGCCAACGGAUUACACCUUUGGCUUCAAGUCCGCCACGGACUCAUCGCUGGCCAAGUCCUGCCGCUCAUUGAAGAUGCUCUGCGCCGAGGAUGGCUACACGCUGGAUCGCUGGCUGACCGCCAUACGCAUCUGCAAAUAUGGCAAGCAGCUGUGGCACAGUCACAAGCUGCUGCUGGAGGAGCUGGGCGGCUCAUCGAAUGGGCUCGGCAGCUUUGCCGCCUCCAUGCGCAGCGAAUCGAUUUCGAGCAUCUCAUCGGCGGUGCCCAGUCAAUGUGGCAGCGUCUCCUCGGCAAUUAGCAGCAUGUCCAAUUCGAGUGGCCGCAUCUCGCGCGCCAGCAGCUCCAGCUCCAGCGGCUGUCUGUCGGAUGAGAACAACGCCUUCGACUCGGAGUUCACCACGGGCACCAUCAAACGCAAGCCCUCGAUGAAACCCAAUCUGCCGCUGACCACCAUGACGCGCCAGCUGAAGGAGGUGGGCGAGAUUACCACCGGCGCUGUGGCCGUUGCCACAGUUGCUGCCGGCUCAGCGGCUGUGGGCGACACACAUUUGGCUGCCUCGCCGGAGCGCAGCGGCACCUUGACGCGUCGUCACAGUCGCCGCAAGUCCCAGGAGAGCAAUGGCAGCGGCACGCUCAAGCGGCGUCCAGUGGUCGUCGUUGCUGCGCCAGCUGCAGUUAAGCGCGAUGUGCUGGACAGCGCUGGCUCCUCGUCCAGCUCCUCAAGCAACUCAACGCCUACGCCCACGCCCAGCAUUUGUGCCAAGGCAGCGGCGCCACCGCCGCCGCCGCCGCCUGCGCUAAGCGAUGUGGAGCUUAUGUGCUCAUCCACAUUGUCGCUCGACUCGCUGCCGCCGCCGCCGCCUGCGGAUGAGCAGGAUGUGUAUGGGUCGCAGCUGUCGCUGGCAUCGCUGCCGCCGCCACCGCCGCCCGAGGAGGUGCUGGCCUUUGCCGAGCCCACAACGCCCACACCCAUGUCCAUGUCCAUGGGCAUGGGCAUGGGCAUGUGUCUGGCCGGUCUGCCCAACAGCAAUGGCAGCCUGCCGCCUGCAGUGCCCGCCAAGCCCAUCAAACCAGCAGUUAAGCAAACACUCAAAGCGGCGCCGCCCUACAAAGCGCCGCCCGACUAUGUGCCCGCUGUGCCGGCACAUCCUGCAGCGCCAGCGCCGGCGCCUGUGCAAAAGAAAGUCUCGUUUGCCGACUCGCCGGUGCUGCUGCGUCGCAAGAUGUGCUCACCGGAGCCGCAGCUGCCGCUGCGCUCGCCCAGCACCGUCUUGAGUGCGCAGCCCAUUUACUCACCCGGUCCGCUGCUGCCGCCGCGCAGCGAUUUGCUGCGUCUGUCCAAUGGCAGCGAGUCUGCCUCGAUGAGCAGCACAUCGCCCAAGCGGCUGCAGGAGUCCGCAUCGAAUCCGCCGCGUGACUUCCUCAAGGAUCUGCAGCGCGUCAUGCGCAAAAAGUGGCAAGUGGCGCAGAAAUGCAAACUGGAGCCGGCGACAACGCCGCACGAGGUGCUCGGCUUUCGUGACUUCAACAACGAGGAUUUGCUGGCGGCGCACAAUCUCAACUCGGGCGCCAACUCCUCGCACUACUAUCGCGAGACGGCCAAUGUCAGUCACUGGGUGCAGGAGCACUACGAGUAUGCCCACAAUGAGUACGCGCUCUACGAGAAUGUCCAUGCCCAGAGCAAUGGCGGUGGCAAUACGCCCACCGCCACCGAUGCCGGGCCGCCUGCAGUGCCGCCGCCGGCGGCCAUAGCCGAUGCCAUGGCCGCUCUACGCAAGAAGCGUCCACCGCCGCCGCCGCCCAAGCGCAGCGACUCGACGCAUCUGACGCAUCGCGUCUAAACCACAAACUUGGUGUGCAUGCAUCGGGAUCUCUUCAAGCAGCAGCAGCAGCCACAGCCACAGCCACAACAAUUUCAUCAACAGCAGCAGCAGCAGCAGCAACACGGCAAAUUCCUAACUAAGAGCAACUAAACAAUUACGCUACAUAUAAAAUUCUAGUUUAUAAGCAAUUAUAUAAAGGCGUUGCCACGCCUACACACACACACACACACACAACUACAUACUCAAGUAUUAUAUUCAGUUUCAGUUUCAUUUUAA
Drosophila busckii is the source of this 4303-nucleotide messenger RNA. It is a transcript of the gene pico, whose product is annotated as abnormal cell migration protein 10. The record is from RefSeq and is a predicted model, not a curated record. The transcript is spliced from 4 exons. Gene Ontology annotation, biological process: signal transduction. NCBI's taxonomy places the organism in Eukaryota, Metazoa, Arthropoda, Insecta, Diptera, Drosophilidae. The coding region runs from base 611 to 4045 and encodes 1144 amino acids.